This is a messenger RNA of Gymnodraco acuticeps, 3507 nucleotides long. RefSeq names its product pro-melanin-concentrating hormone (gene pmch). The transcript has 3 exons. NCBI's taxonomy places the organism in Eukaryota, Metazoa, Chordata, Actinopteri, Perciformes, Bathydraconidae. Gene Ontology annotation, molecular function: type 1 melanin-concentrating hormone receptor binding; melanin-concentrating hormone activity. The record is from RefSeq and is a predicted model, not a curated record. Gene Ontology annotation, biological process: chemical synaptic transmission; behavior. Bases 2946 to 3359 code for a protein of 137 amino acids.
UAUAUGUAAUAUAUUACAUUUUUUUAGUAACGACCCCAUCUCUGGUUGUUUUACAGGAAAAGAGGUUGUAAGGCUUCAUCAGUCUUCAACCAUUCUUUUUUUUGUUACCAAUAAAACACACACAAUUUCACUAUGCUGCGUUUAACUUUUGCUUCUGCGUUUGUCAAUUCAGCAUUUGUUUCUUCUCAAAUCUGAAAGCUAGCAUCCAGCGUUGGCUUGUGAUAAGAGGAUCAUUACAAAUGUACAGGUAGCUGUUUUUAUUUUGAUCCAAGGCCAGAUGUAAAAGGAAACAGACACACCUUGAGUCCAACAAGUGCACCUUGAGCCUCGUGCCACCACGGGAUGUGAGGACUUUGGUAAAAGCUUCUGUGAAAGACAAAAAAGGAAAGUGUUAGUCCAAACCAUUGGAGGAGAAUCUCCCUCUUUCUCAAUUUCAGUCGACAGUGGAAAUUCACUGAGGCUUGAUUAUAGCAGGAGAGAGUGUUGGCUCAGCUGUGUGCUUUAAGAACCCAUGAUGUCAGAGCCUUAUUUUCCUUGGAGGGACUCUCAUCAGCUGCAUUGUUCCAGGAAACCAUGGCCUGUUCUCUGGGCAAAAAAAACUGCCCAAAAUGUGGUCCCCUCUUUUUGCACCCGCAUCUCUGUUGAAUGCAGCACGCUGGCCUCUGGCACAACUCAAGUCUCCUCAGCAGUAACACACAGAUAUCAGACAUCAUGCGUGGAGCAUCAGUGCAUCACAUUUCCUUCUGCUGCGCCACUGUUUUAUAUUUUCAAUUAGAAGACAAGUGAUAAAAGGCAGCAUGUCAAUACAGGGAGAGAAACGUAUGUGUUUCCCACUGAUCAUUAUAAAACAUUUCUGCUACUGAUGUCAUAGAGCCCAUACUUCUAAGGUCUCUUGAUGCAUAAACACUGUAGGUGGUGUGAUUAAAACACAGCAAUGGCAACUGACAGGUGAUGCAAGCAGCCAAUGAAGAAAACUCUCCUGCAGCUUUCCUCAAAUAAAACAUUUGAACCAUUUACGAUGCUGAAUCAAAUCUGAACCAAAUUACAACGCAUACAAACAAGACCAAAUAUGAAUAAGAGACAGCGCAAUCAGUAGUUAAAUCAACUUUACUGGCACACGUUGAAGAUUUUGCAAGCUUUGUUGUGGAAACAUAAAGAUUUAGAAAAUAAUGUUUCUGGAUACCCACCGAUUUCACAUCUGUUGCUCAUAAGAUUAUUUGAAUCUUGGCUUUUUUGCUAAUGUUCUUUGUUAAAGAAUUAUGGUAAUGGUUUCUAAGAAAAUUCAGAACAUGGAGAAAUCACCGUUACCAGAUUAUGUCCUUCACCACGGCUCAAAGUUCAUUGAAUAUUCCCGAGUGUGCAAAGGAAGAGGAGCCAAGAAGCUUUGGAUUUGGAGGCAUUGAUUUGUCUGCUGUCCAUAUCAGUACGUUAAUGCUGCCUAUAUCAGGAGAAAUAUGGGGAAAUGGGAAGGGAUAUUAUCAGGAGAGAAAGAGCGAAAAAGGUUACAACAACAGAGCAUUAAGCUCACAAGUUCAGUUGUGCUUCUGCUGGAACGGCCGUGCCCCUGUGGAGUCAGUUCAGUUCUUCAGAAGUCCUCGCCCUCCAACAAUAAUACUUACAAAAUAAAGGCUGACCGCUCCAAGUAAAAUCACUUCAGCUGAGUUCAAUAGCUAUUAUUCAUGCCCUGGCUCUCCAUCCCCUGUGCUACGGCUCCUGUGAUGUUAAUAAGGUAAGCCUUUUGAGCCGCGAAGAGCUAUGUCAACAUUAAGACCCUUUGGUUUCUGCUUGCCUCCGCCUUAAUAUUGUUAGCUGAUGAUGGUGUGGGAGCUUGUCGAUCAAAUGCUCCCAAGGCCUGAUUACAGAGCUGAAGCAUUAUCACAUUCUUAUUUAAAUAAAUAGUUAGUAGUAGGAAAUAUGUUUAUUUGCCUUCUUGUCGAGAGUUAGAUGAGAAGAUUGAUUCAACCAUCAGUUAUAUAUCUCAAAGCUCUCCAAUUAACAUCUUCUAUCAUGUUCGUUUAAUCUGUACUAUAACAAGUGUAUGCCAUAGAAAGAGAAAAAUCUUCAACCAUUCUAACGCCUCUGUGACGCUAUCCUCCCACCCCGCACAUUUCCACUGGAUUUUGUGGCACGGCUUUUCUCAAUGUGACUUUGGGGGGGGGGGGGGUAAAGCUAAUAUAGCCACAUUGACAAAGCUAACAUUGGGAAAAGUUGGUUUUAAGCAGGUGUAAUGUUAUCUUUGUUCACCAGUGCAGUUUAGCAUGUUAGCAUGCUAACUCUGACUCUCAAUUGUCAUUUCCUAGAAUGUCCUUUUAAAUGUAUUUUUCUUUUAUUGGAUUAGUAAAUUAUCUUUGGUCUCAGCAGUAGCUAAGGUUUAGAGGCUUUCAUUCAUGUAAAUGACCUUUGUGGAUGGUUCAUUGUAGGGUAUUUUUAAGCCAUGUACAACAUUCAGAGAAAAUUACAUUCUUUAACUUAUGAAAAGGCGUCUUUAAUUCAGCUCUGUCAGUGUAUGUCCUCUCACCUGCUGGGUUCUUUUCAGCAUGUGGAUUUUGAUGAAAAAGAUUGAUGAUUAUUUCCUGUCCUUUGACCUGAUGUGAGCCUUCUUGACGCUGCUCUGUGAUCCUUUCAAAAGUACAGCCCUCCAUGUUUCACCACCAUUAUCCAUUUGAAUUCAUCACAUCUCUAAACAGACACAAUAGAGCCAUUCACCUUCUUCCCCACGAAGGAACACCUAUCAAUGAAAUGACCUUUAAUCUUCCUGUGACCUUCGGUUUUUAAGACGGAUGCACCUCUGCAGGAGACAUGACGCUUUCUGACACGUAACAGUUAUAAUUGUAAGCAAAGAACCCUCUCACUGAAAAUAUAAAGACGCCUGUGAGCCCAGUAUCACCACUCGUCAGCUGAGAGAAGAUCAGUCAAACAGAACAGAACUAAACCUUGUAGAUACCAUGAUCUCUGUCUACUCUUUCCUGUACACUCUGGUGCUGUUCUCAGAGCUGAGCAGCCACUAUGUCACUGUAGCAAUGCCUGCAGCUAAAGACGGAGCGAUGGAGCAGGAUGGCCUCUUCCUGGAGGAUGAACCCAUGACUGAGCCCGCCUUGGUUCCCGCUGCCUACAGACGGAACUUUGUGCUGGACACCAACAAGAGGGAUGAAGACGGGAGUUCGAAAAUCAUCAUCUUCUCCGACAUGGGGCUGAGAGGGCAGAACCCGGCCUUCGCCCACAGCUUUCCUCUGCUCACAGACCGAAGCGUGAGUCGCACCCCCGCUGAGCACAUUUUGAAAAUUGACCGCCGAAACACUGACCUUGACAUUAUGCGAUGUAUGAUAGGAAGAGUGUACCGACCCUGCUGGGAAGCAUAAAGGCUCCCUCCACCCCACCCCGAGCUGCCCUCCUGCACUGAAAGUGCUGUACAAUUUCUUCUUUAUGUUACACUGAAAUACAUUCCCUUGUUGAAAAUGAGAGCUCACAAACAUGUAAAACAAAAUAAAAGUUUAUUAAAAGUGAAAA